This is a messenger RNA of Phanerochaete carnosa HHB-10118-sp, 935 nucleotides long. RefSeq lists its product as uncharacterized. Bases 83 to 814 code for a protein of 243 amino acids. Lineage: Eukaryota; Fungi; Basidiomycota; Agaricomycetes; Polyporales; Phanerochaetaceae. The record is from RefSeq and is a predicted model, not a curated record. The transcript is spliced from 3 exons.
GGGGUGCGGUGCUUGGCGGUGUUACUCUCAGCGACGGCUUUACCUCCUCCAUCUCGACACUCCCUGCGCAUAUUAGUCUGGGAUGGAGACCCUGGUACCUAUGGACCCUGCUGCCGAGCAGCCAGUCGUCGAGGAGCCGCAGGUCUGCCUUCCCGAGCACUGCUUUUACGCAUUCGACACCCUCUUUUGCGAGCUCACCAAGAAGAAGCCCCUACCUCCCACGUUUCCGGAUGAGAAAUAUGCUCUGUUCGUAACGUGGAACACUCGUUCAUCUCGCCCAGGCCGUGCACCUAGACUAAGGGGUUGCAUUGGCAAUUUUGAGCCGAUGCCCUUACACGAGGGCCUCGCAGAGUAUGCCCUCAUCAGCGCAUUCAGAGACUCUAGAUUCAAGAAGAUCGAGGAGUGGGAACUAGAGACACUUGAGUGCGACAUCUCCUUGUUGACCGACUUCGAGGGCGCUUCUUCGUAUCUCGACUGGACCGUUGGUGUCCACGGCGUACAGAUAUCUUUCCCGCACCCGACGUCGACCUCCUCUUCCGAGGCUCCCUCGCCUCUAUCCUCGUCGACCUCUGUGCCUACGCUGCAGACCUAUAGGCGCUCGUACUCUGCGACAUACCUGCCCCAGAUCGCGCCAGAGCAGGGCUGGGACAAGAUAGAGACCAUAGACAGCGCUAUCCGCAAAGCCGGCUGGAACGGGCGGAUAACAGAGGACGUCCGGCGCAGCAUUAAGCUGCGCAGGUACCAGAGCAGGAAGUGCACCGUCAGCUGGGAAGAGUACGUGCAGUGGCGCAAGGGAAACGGCGGUAAGAUAUGAUCGCGUACACUCGCCGGCUCUUGUAAUUGUACCUUCGUGCUCUCUGUCCUCAAUCACGCCUUGUGUAUUCUGAGAAUCUUGCAUUAUAUGAGCAAUGUAAUAUUAGUUUGUAAUACCCCCA